Phialemonium atrogriseum is the source of this 741-nucleotide messenger RNA. RefSeq names its product translation protein SH3-like domain-containing protein. The record is from RefSeq and is a predicted model, not a curated record. Gene Ontology annotation, biological process: translation. Gene Ontology annotation, molecular function: structural constituent of ribosome. The transcript has 2 exons. Gene Ontology annotation, cellular component: mitochondrial large ribosomal subunit; ribosome. NCBI's taxonomy places the organism in Eukaryota, Fungi, Ascomycota, Sordariomycetes, Cephalothecales, Cephalothecaceae. The coding region runs from base 1 to 741 and encodes 246 amino acids.
AUGAAUCUCACACCUUUUACGCGGCGGCCAUUAGGCUGCCUAAAGACAAGCCUACGACAGGCAAGACAGCAGCGCCUCCUCUUCCGCCGUACACUAGCAACGGCGGCCGAGUCAACCACGCCAGCACAUACUCCUCCAGCCCUUCCAGAUCACAACUUCUUCACAGUAACCGACCCCAAAACCAAGAAACUCCGCACCGCCUUCGCCGUCUACAGCAACACCGCCCCGGGCCCGACCCCGUCCUCGGCACCAGUCCUAGCGCCAGCGCCCAAGAACGCGCUAGCCUCCCUCCAUGCCGCGCAGAUCGCGCGCAUGGACCCGACGGGCGCGCGGACGGCGCUGUUCAGCAAGGCGAACCGCGACAGCGCGCGGGUUGGCGACGUGCUGAUGGUGACGCACCGGCGGGGCGGCGAGCCGUUCGCCGGCGUGCUCAUGUCGAUCCGGCGGGCGGGCAUCGACACAGCCAUCCUGUUGCGGGGCCAGCUGACCCGCCUCGGCGUCGAGAUGUGGUUCAAGGUCUACAACAAGAACGUGGCGGGCGUCGAGAUCGUGCGCCGCAGGCCCAAGCGCGCCAGGCGCGCCCGCCUGACGUACCUGCGCCAGCCGAAGCACGAUAUGGGCAGCGUGGACCACUACGUCGCCGCGUGGCGCAAGUCGAGGAACGUGAUGACGACCAAGGUUGGCGCCGCGGCGAAGGCGGCGGGUAAGGCGGCUGGGGCAAAAGCGAAGGGCAAGAAAUAG